Messenger RNA from Alosa sapidissima (American shad), 4718 nucleotides. RefSeq names its product ADAM metallopeptidase domain 17a (gene adam17a). NCBI's taxonomy places the organism in Eukaryota, Metazoa, Chordata, Actinopteri, Clupeiformes, Clupeidae. The transcript is spliced from 19 exons. The record is from RefSeq and is a predicted model, not a curated record. The coding region runs from base 368 to 3019 and encodes 883 amino acids. Gene Ontology annotation, cellular component: plasma membrane. Gene Ontology annotation, biological process: Notch signaling pathway; membrane protein ectodomain proteolysis. Gene Ontology annotation, molecular function: metalloendopeptidase activity.
GGAAGUUGUAUUCAGUUAGUAGCAGUAGCCGCCCCUGCUAGUGCCUUGCACCAUAAGUUGUAGAACCAGAUAGUCUUUACUCUUUAGUUUGAAAAUGUCUUUAGGUUGUAGCCAAGUCGUAUAAAUGUGUAAGGUAAUCGUUCAGUUGACGGGGCGGUAUCGUUUAAUUUAAGGCGCAACAAGAUAGAAUAACCCAGGUUAGCAAGUUGUCUAGCUAAGUAACGUUAGCUAAUAGGAGAAUUUUCACUCGCAGGUCAUGAUAAAAACGACUGUGAUAACUGCAGAAGAAGAUAAAUAGUUCACCAGCGAACUGCAGUGAAAUGAUAUCGUUGAAGUAGUUUAAUAUAUGGUCAAAUGAUACGUGUAGAUGGGGACUCUACUACUUUGUGCAGUGUUACUUUCCCCUUGUUGGGUAAACUGUGUAACAAGCCCUACUUUGCUUCGGGAGGAGCGUUUAAACGAAGAUGACAAGGAAUUUGGUGUGCUCCGCUCCCUACUGGCUGACUUUGAGGUUCUCCCACUCGUCAGCUUACAGAGGCACUCGCUGAAGAGGAGGGACACAGCCCCACACUCGCAUGUGGAGCGACUGGUCAGCUUCUCUGCGCUGAAGAGGAAUUUUCAGCUUUACUUGACAACAAAUACGGACCUCUUUAGCGAGAAUUUCAAAGCAAUCUUUGUCAACGAUCAAGGAAAUGAGGAGCAGUAUGAAGUUCAGAUGGAGAAUUACUUCAAAGGCCAUGUCGUAGGAGAGGAGCACUCUCGUGUGCAGGCACAUAUGGAUGGGGACGAGUUCUCUGCUCACAUCCUCACAGAUGAAGCAGAGUACAACGUGGAGCCUCUGUGGCGGUUUAUCGAGACGGCCUCUGAUGGCCGGCUGCUGGUGUACCGGUCCGAGGACAUCAAGAACAUCAGCCGGCUGGCCUCCCCCAAAGUGUGUGGUUACGUCAACACCGAGGCCCAGGACCUCCUUCCAGAACAAGCCAGAGUGACCGGAAGAGAGGAGGGGGACAAGGGUGAGUGGACAGAACCCCUUCAUAGGGAGAAGAGGGCCGCGGCCCACGACCACAAGAAGAACACCUGUCCCCUGCUGCUGGUGGCGGACUACCGCUUCUUCAGACACAUGGGUCGCGGAGAAGAGAGCACCACCCUCAACUACCUGAUUGAGCUGAUUGACAGAGUGGACGACAUCUACAGGAACACCUCUUGGGACGAUGAGUUCAAAGGUUACGGGGUUCAGAUCCACCAGAUUAUCAUUCACAAAGAGCCCACGCAGGUAUCCAGUGGUGGAGCUCACUACAACAUGGAGGGCAGCCCCAGCCGCCUAACGCCCAAAGGCCGCCAAGAAGUGAAGGUGUGGGACGUCAAGAAGCUCUUGGAGCAAUUCAGCUCAGAUAUUGCAGACAACGCCUCCACCGUGUGUCUGGCUCACCUGUUCACAUACCAGGACUUUGAUGAGGGCACGCUGGGACUGGCCUACGUGGCCCCGUCCAAACCUCACGCCCUUGGGGGUCUCUGCCCAAAACCGUACUAUCCAUCUUCCUCUGCAAAGAAGGCUAGUUACCUCAACACUGGUUUAACCAGCACAAAAAACUAUGGAAAAACCAUUCUUACCAAGGAAGCGGACCUGGUUACCACACACGAGCUAGGCCACAACUUUGGUGCGGAGCACGACCCAGACAACAUUGCCCACUGUGCCCCUAGUGAUGACCACGGAGGGAAGUUCGUCAUGUACCCCAUAGCUGUGAGUGGGGACCACUACAACAACAAGCGCUUCUCCAACUGCAGUAAGACGUCCGUCAGCAAGACGCUGAGCUUCAAGGCUCCGUUGUGCUUCCGGGUGAGGAACAGUAAGCUGUGCGGGAAUUCCCGUGUGGAAGAGGGCGAGGAGUGUGACCCGGGCCUCCUGCAUCGCUACGAGGACCCCUGCUGCACCUCCAACUGCAAGUUCCGACCUGAGGCCCAGUGCAGUGACCGCAAUAGCCCAUGCUGCAAAAACUGUGCGUUUGAGCAGCCAGAGAAGACGUGCCAGGAGCCCAUCACUGCUACCUGCAAGGGCCUUUCCAAAUGCACAGGCACCAACAGCGAGUGCCCGGCCCCUGGCAACCUGCCAGACGAGACGGUGUGCGUGGACAUGGGCCGAUGCCGCGGAGGGGACUGUGUUCCGUUCUGUGAGGCCCUGCACAACCUGGAGUCCUGCGCCUGCAACGAGACGUAUGACUCAUGCAAAGUGUGCUGCAAGAAUGCAGAUGGCCUCUGCACGCCGUUCACGUUAGAGAGCGGCAACUUCCUGUUCCUGCGGAAGGGCAAGCCCUGCACCGUAGGCUUCUGCGACGAGGGGGGAAAAUGCAUGAAGCAGGUGCAGGAUGUCAUUGAGAGGCUUUGGGACUUCAUCGACAAGCUUGACAUCAACACUUUUGGGAAGUUCCUAGCGGACAACAUCGUGGGCUCCGUGGUGGUGUUCUCCCUCGUCUUCUGGAUUCCCCUCAGCAUCCUGGUGCACUGCGUGGACAAGAACCUGGACAGGCAGUAUGAGAACAGCAAGUCCAUCAUGUACCCCAGUACCGCCGAGAUGCUGAACAACCUGGAGUCGGCGCCCGUGCGCAUAAUCAAGCCCCCGGCGGCACCCUUGUUCUCAGCGGCCCAGGCCUCGGGAUCGGGCCCCGGCUCCAGCAGCAGCAGCAGCACCAGCGGGCCCUCGGGCCCCCAUCCUCCUCUUCCUCAGCCGGAGCAGGCGCCAGCGGAGGCAACGGCCGCCCCAGGCCCUGCCCCGGCCUCCGCCGGACCCAGAGCGGAUCAGCCGCGCAUGGCCACCAUCCAGGAGGACACCAGCAGCAGCGGCUCGCUGCCGCCGCCGGACGACGAGCUUCCGGAGGGGGCCGUCUUCCCCCUGCCAAGCGGCCCUCCGUCCACCGCACGCUCCUUCCAGGACCUGAGCGAGCAGCAGGGGGCGGCCUCGUCGCCCGGCCGGAGGCGCCUCAAGAGGCAGGCCUGCGUCGACAAUAAGGAGACCGAAUGCUGAAGGUGGAGGGGGGUUCGCUCAAGCACACGCCCAAACCUAUAUAUAUUUGUAUGAAAUAUUACUGUAUAUACUGCACACAGAAAAGGUAAUACACACUGUAUACUUCUGCACAGCCACGGUCCUAUGGGCGAAGAGGAAAUGGAGAGAGAUCAGGCAGUUGUGGGGAAAGAGUGCAUUUGCAACUGCCCAUGUGUCUGACGAUGGUCGAUAGUAGUCAUAGUCGAUGAAUAGUCAAAACACAAGCAUUAGGUGCUUAAAGUAGUUAAUGGAUGCCAGUGGCUGCUUGCUUAGACAAUUUCUGUGGUGUAUGUUUGAGAACUGGAGGUCUGAAAGUGCCGUAUGUUGAGAAUCAUUUUUAUGUGUCGAAGUUUGAAGUCGGUUUAAGAGAAUGUGUAAGAGCUUGUCCUAACUGCAUUAUCCGACUUGUCACGUACCACUAAAUGUUCUCUGUCCACACAGAAUCCGUUAAACAUGCUUCUCCGUCAUGUUUCUCGGUCAAUAUAGCAGACCAACGUGAGCGACAGAAAGAAAAUAGAAACAGGACGUCCGACAAAAGUUCUGCUCAAAACACACUGCACAGCACUGCACCACUCCGUGAAAGCAUUCUAAUGGAAAACAAACUAAUCACAAACAAACUAAGACUGAUUUUGUCGUUUGCAGGUAGGACGCAGUGUGAGUGAUCAUAUUCCCUUUACCUUCUGCAAUCAGGAGACGUGUGGUCUCUAGAUCUGCCUGUUUAUGAUCCUAAAAGCCAUUCAAUCAUGCAGAAAGGUUUUCUACACAAACACAAAGCACUAGAUCUUCUUACUGUGCAUGUCAGGUAUACAUCAAUAAACAAAAUAAGAGCUUUUUUACUUAAGUUGGAAGUGCCAGCAAUUUUGCACUCUAAACCAGGGACCCUUGAGAUCUGUACUAUGAUGGUCACUUGGAAUCGUGACUAUUGCGUCCAUAUUUAAAUGCUGUUUAGUCAUUCUGAUUGCCGAAAAUAUUAUGGUUCACAUUAUUGGCAUGCAUGUGUCAUUAUGCCACUAAAGUAUUUUUAGUAGGUUAUGAAUGACACCAUAUAGCCUCUUAUGCUACACACAUAACAUAGAAAACUUUUGUUAUGGCCUGCUGCCCUAAUUUAAAUAAGAUGAAUAAUUCUAUACUAAUUGUUACUAUUUUACAUAUUAUGUCUGCAUUAUCAUUGUUAGUCUCAAUGUACUUACUGUAAGAUGUGCCUUUGCAUUUAUUUCUGUUAUUAAUAUUGAGGUUUUUGAGGUUUUUUUCUAGUUGUUUUAUUCAGUAUUCGGUGUAACAAAAAAUACAUUACUUGGUUUUGAAAUAAAUAUAUCUAAUGAUGAGCUUUUCUCAUCCUACAUAUAUUACAUCAGCUGGGCCCUCUCCUGCUGACUGAUGUGCCAUGAAACAUACCCUGUCCUUCACCUGUGGAAAAAACAUCUUUUUAUUUUAAUGUUUUUGUUUGUUUUUACUUGUGUGUGUUUAUGUUCAGUUGGUAAAUGUUGAUUUACAAUUGACUGAUAAUGAGUAAGAGUGUAGACCUUGGGGUAAAAAGUCUUUGCGGGAAUGUGUGGUUCUUCAACCUCAAGGAGAAAGAUUAGAAAUGUGUGUGUGUGUGUUAAGCUGUCUGUUACAUUUGACCACUGUCAUGAUGAGCACCUGAAUUAAUAAAUUGAAAUUGCCUCAGUGAUGUUAUGUA